Closterium sp. NIES-65 is the source of this 2868-nucleotide messenger RNA. The record is from the annotation of a GenBank genome assembly. Lineage: Eukaryota; Viridiplantae; Streptophyta; Zygnematophyceae; Desmidiales; Closteriaceae.
AUGUCGACGAGGGUGGUGGGAGGAGGAGGGGGCAGGGAUGGACAGACAAGACACGGGCAGGGAUGGACAGACAAGACACGGGCAGGGAUGGACAGACAAGACACGGGCAGGGAUGGACAGACAAGACACGGGCAGGGAUGGACAGACAAGACACGGGCAGGGAUGGACAGACAAGACACGGGCAGGGAUGGACAGACAAGACACGGGCAGGGAUGGACAGACAAGACACGGGCAGGGAUGGACAGACAAGACACGGGCAGGGAUGGACAGACAAGACACGGGCAGGGAUGGACAGACAAGACACGGGCAGGGAUGGACAGACAAGACACGGGCAGGGAUGGACAGACAAGACACGGGCAGGGAUGGACAGACAAGACACGGGCAGGGAUGGACAGACAAGACACGGGCAGGGAUGGACAGACAAGACACGGGCAGGGAUGGACAGACAAGACACGGGCAGGGAUGGACAGACAAGACACGGGCAGGGAUGGACAGACAAGACACGGGCAGGGAUGGACAGACAAGACACGGGCAGGGAUGGACAGACAAGACACGGGCAGGGAUGGACAGACAAGACACGGGCAGGGAUGGACAGACAAGACACGGGCAGGGAUGGACAGACAAGACACGGGCAGGGAUGGACAGACAAGACACGGGCAGGAGGCGGAAGAUGAGAAUGGGAGUGAGUUGAAGAAAGCUUUAGCUCUCUUCUUUAGCUCGCCUUUCAGUAUGGCGACCCCUCCUGCAGCAACACUCAGUACUAGUACCCCUACUGCAGCUCCUAAUGCUAGUUCUGUUGAGGAAACCAGCGCCGGUCUGGUUAUCAUGCACGGAACCCAUGCUGUGUACAAGCAUUUCCUUGUGAAACCCGGCGACGACAGCGACCACGCCACCAAGGUGUGCAUGUACUGUCGCCACAAGUUCACGGGCGGUAUGUACCGCGCUGCUCAGCACAUCACCAGCUGGAAGGGUAUGCGGCGUCGUGAAAUCCGCCUCUGCGAGGAAGCUCCCAAGACCGCGCGGGAUGGAGUGAAGUCACAGUACGAGACGAAGUCCAGGACCCGGGACCAGAAGCGCGCGGCUGAAGUCUCGGCCGUUGCUGCAGUUUCCGGUGCUUCUCGCGAGGCGAAGAAGUCUCGCAUGACCGAUUUCUACGGCGACGCGUCAGCCUGCAAGAAGAACGAUGCCGACGAGUCGAUCUGCCUCGCGUUCGCUGCUCUGCGCCUCCCCGAACACCACGCGGACCACCCUGUUUGGCACAACAUGGUCUCCUGCAUUGCGCGUGCGGGCGAAGGCUACCUCGCACCGAGGCGUCGCUACGUCGGGGGCGUCGGGCUCCAGAAAUGUCGUAAGCGCAUUGAGGCGGCGCUUGCUCCUAUCGCGGCGAGCUGGCGGCGGGAUGGCGUAACGGUGUCAAGCGACAUGAUGACUGAUCGUAACGGCCGUCCGCAAGCCAAUGUCCUUCUGAUCAACGACAGUGGCGCGGUUUUCGCUGAGACAAUCGACUCACGGAUGGAAUCGAAAACGGGAGGUUACAUCGCGGGGCUUCUCCGUCCCAUUCUCAAGAAAGUCGGACCGGAAAAUGUGGUGGCAUUUUGCAUGGACGGCGGCUCGAACUAUGCGGCGGCGUGCAGGGAGCUGAUGGAGGAUUACCCCCACAUUGAGUACAUACCUUGUGCUACCCACGUCCUCGAUCUGUUGAUGGAGGACGUGGGGAAGAUGGAUUGGGCGAAGAACCUUGUCACCCGCGGGGGAGAGAUCAUCACCUUCACGCGCAACCACCACUUCACGCGGGGGUAUUUGCGAAGCUCCGAGGUCAAGGGCGGGAAGGGCAAGCAGGUCCUGAAACCCGCGGGCACUCGCUUUGGGACGCAAUUCAUCGCUAUUUCCCGCCUUGUCGAAGUCCGUGCUGCCCUCGUGCAGAUGGUUUUAAGCGAUGAAUGGAAGGAGUGGGCAACAGGGGCAAGGAGUAAAAGCGCGGACACUUUCCGCGAGCACAUCAUGGACGAGGCUUGGUGGAAGAAGGCCGAGUUCUUCACCAAGCUCAUGGCGAAGCCAUUCGCCGUCAUGCGGGCUACGGAUGCUGCGACAAAGGGGAUGAUGGGGCGCCUCUACGACGCCAUGCUGCAGCUCACCGAGGACGUGGAUGCAAUCCUCGAGGAGCACUCCGCGGGUCACCUGACGAGGGCGGAGGUUAAGGAGAUCCGCCUCAUCGUGAAGGAUAGGUGGGAUAAGUGCUUGGCGUGCCCCUUGCAUGUGGUUGGCAGGAUCUUGAAUCCGGUCAACCAAGAGGAGGGCAUCUUCAGAAACGACAUCGAAUGCACGCGCGUGCUGAAGGGCUACAUCGCCAAGCACUACGACCACCUCACCAUCACCGCGAGCGACGGCGAGGAGCGCCGAGCCUCUCUUGUGCUGCAGGAGGAACUGACGGCGUACCUGACCCUGCAGGGGAGUUUCGGGCUGCCCACCGCCUUGGAAGACCGCGCGGCUGUGAAGGCGGGGAAGAUGACGGCCGUCCAGUGGUGGAAUUGGCACGGCACAGAUGCGCCCCACCUUGCUACGUGCGCAAUCCGCAACCUUUCGCAGCCGGUGUCCGCGUCGCCCUGUGAGCGCAAUUGGUCCAUGUGGGACGCGGUCCACACGGCAAGGCGCAACCGCCUCGGGUCCGAGAAGUGCAGGGACCUCGUAUAUGUUGUGCACAACUGGCAGGUUGUGCACAAUUGGUACAAGGUCCCUGAGGGGCAGCGGGUGGUCAAGGGCAACAUUCCUGAGGCGCCCCUUCCCGAGGGCUACAAGGUGGAGGAGGAUGGGGCGGAGGAGGAGGUUGGGGAGGAAGAGGACAUGGUUCUUGAGGAUGAGUAUGCAUAG